GACAUCCCCAAGACAUACAUAGUUAAGCGCACCGCGGCUGAACACAACGUCACCACAAGCUCUAGCUCCUGCACCAUAAACCACCCUCAGUACCACCGAUAAUAAAGCAGAGCCUCUCGGCCGUUUGACUGCACUCCCAUCAUAUCAUGAACUCGUUCCGAGUAUUCACACAACGGCUGCGGCCAGCACUCAACGCCACCAUGUCGACACAAGAACUUGUAAGCGCGUACGGACCGACCGUGUUCAAGGGCAUCGCAGUGGCUGGCAUAGGAGGGGCCGUCCUCUCGCGACUGAUGAUGAGAACGGCAGACGCCGACUCGGGAGAGCCCAAGAAGAUAUUCCCACGGCCAGGCCCGUCAUUCACCAGGCUCACGCUCGAGAAAUCCGAGGAUGUCAACCAGAACACCAAAAGGCUGCGGUUCUCACUGCCGGAUAACGCCACCACGGGGCUCCCGCUGACAUCCGCGCUGCUCACGUUCGCCGUCCCCAAGGGCAGCUACCUCCCGGUCCUGCGGCCGUACACGCCCAUCACGCCCGCGGACACGCAGGGCCACAUGGACCUCCUGGUGAAGCGGUACCCGCAGGGCAAGCAGUCGACGCACCUGCACUCGCUCAGCCCGGGCGACAGCGUCAUGUUCGCGGUGUGCAUCCCGGGGUACAAGUGGGCGCCCAACAAGCACAGGUCGGUGACGCUCAUCGCGGGCGGCGCGGGCAUCACCCCGAUCUACCAGCUGGUGCAGGGGAUCCUCGGCAACCCGGAGGACAGGACCAAGAUCACGCUCGUGUUCGGCGUCAACAGCGAGCAGGACGUGCUCCUCGACGAGGAGUUCAAGCGGUACGAGGCGAGCCACCCGGGCCAGUUCAGGGCCGUGUAUGCGGUCAGCGGCCUCAAGGGGGAGAGCGAGCGCUACAGGAAGGGCUAUGUCACCGAGGCGCUGCUGAGGGAGGUCGCCGCGCCGGCGUCGGAGGAGAACACCAAGGUUAUGGUGUGUGGCCCGCCCGCGAUGGAGGAGGCGCUGCUGGGGAAGAAGGGCUGGGGCGGUGGCAAGGGCGGUGGGAUUCUUGAGAAGCUGGGCUACCGGAAGGACCAGAUCCACCAGUUCUAGGCUGGGCUGGGGCAUGGAAACUUGUAUUUGUAUUGAGAAGAGCAUUAUUUGUGGCUUAUUAGAGAAUGUACACCUGGGCAGGCGUUGACAGGCGGCAAUACUUUGUGUUGGCGUGGCUCGAGCUUCCACAAUUCCUGCAACCUUGGCAGCCCUUGAGCUGAGGCUGCGCGUCGCACUUAACUCUUCUGAAUUCGACGUCAACAACAGCCGCCUCGACAUUCCGAGCCUCUUCACUCUCAGGCUUUACCGCACAUCAUUCUUGCUGUCAAGUGAAUUCUCUUUUAUGGUGAAACUCACCUAACGUUUUCUCAGCCCCGCCUAGCUCCC
Molecule: messenger RNA, 1433 nt
Organism: Diaporthe batatas
Lineage: Eukaryota; Fungi; Ascomycota; Sordariomycetes; Diaporthales; Diaporthaceae
Exons: 2
Coding region: 147-1106 (319 amino acids)
Biological process (GO): ergosterol biosynthetic process
Molecular function (GO): cytochrome-b5 reductase activity, acting on NAD(P)H
Source: RefSeq, a predicted model, not a curated record